Molecule: messenger RNA, 1226 nt
Organism: Owenia fusiformis
Lineage: Eukaryota; Metazoa; Annelida; Polychaeta; Sabellida; Oweniidae
Source: the annotation of a GenBank genome assembly
GAAAAUGGCACCGAACGGCUACUGGGGUGAGAGGACCGCCACAAUCGACUGGUGCGAAGAGAACUAUGAAGUAAAUUACUACAUUGCAGAGUUUUGGAACACAAUCAGCAAUGUAUCUAUGAUUCUACCACCCAUAAUGGGUGCUGUGUUUGCCUGGUUGGAUGGGCUGGAGGCUAAAAUCUUCUGGAGUCAUAUAUCUCUACUAUGUGUUGGUUUGGGAUCCUGGUGUUUUCAUAUGACCCUUCUGUACAGUGGGCAGUUGCUUGACGAGCUUCCAAUGAUCUGGGGAACAUCAACUCUUAUAUAUGCAAUGUAUCAGGUUAACAGCCCCCCUGGUCACACCCACUAUAAGCUUAUUAUUGGACUCUUCCUUUACUGUGUAGCAGUAACUGCGAUCUAUAUAUUUAAUAAAAACCCAGUAUUUCAUGAGGCUGCCUAUGGUUUAAUGGUGUUCACCCUUAUCUAUCUCUCUAGAAGAAUUAUGAGAGUAACCAAUGGUAGCAAGUCAUGGUUAUGCUUCGCUAGUCUUGUCAUCUAUGCAACUGGAUUUGUGCUCUGGAAUCUUGACCACAUGUUCUGUGAUAAAGUGAUGUCAGUACGCAAUAGUGUACCACAUGGUCUGCGUCCUGUGACGCAGCUACACGCAUGGUGGCAUCUGUUCGCUGGACUGGGAACUCAUACAAGCAUCGUCUUCUUCACUCACUCCAGAUACAGGUGUUUGAAGAGAGACCUACACUUAAAGAUGCUGGGAGGAUGGUUUCCAUUUGUAAGAGCCUCUAGCCAUACUAAGGGAGUAAUUCGCAGUAAUGGUGCACAGCAUGAAAAUGGUGUACAACAAAUGAAUGGAGACCAGUAUAGUAAUGGUGUCAAGCACGACAAUGGUUUACAGAACAGUAAUGGUGUUACACCCAACAGUAAUCCUGGUACCAGUUAUACAAGACAUGGUACAGCAUAUAGUACAGCAUAAAACAGCAUACACAACAGCAAUGUGAAGUGGUGUUACCAUAGCAACAUGUGAUAUAACAACAUGCAACAUUGAUGUCAUAGAAACGUGUGCUUCUAACAUAUGCUCGUUAAAGGUCAUCACAAUUUUUGACAUCAUUGUAACAUUUAGUCAUUCAGCUGGUGAAGCCAUGUAUCAUCCAGUGAUGUCAUGGGGAUCUGUGAUGUUGUUAAGUAUUACACAUCAGGGAGCAUUAACAGAAGUUUGUAAAGUUAAAAAUUCC